AUGCCCUUUCCCCCAAUUGCUUCGUCCUCGGCGGUGCAACUGAACACAUCGUCUUCCCCUCCCAAGAAGAAACAUAAGAAGGACAGAGAUAUUUUCGACGUGUUCCAUGCGACUAUUGGAGCUUCCGCGGAACCUUCUGCUGAAGCAGGCAAGAAGGGAAAGCGGAAAGUAGGACACGUGUCUCUGGAAGAGCACGCCGUAGCCGGGAGCUCACGUUCAACAUCUCAAGAUGACGAAGAAAUCCGCAAGCCACUCACGAGAAAGGACCUCGAGCUUGCAGAAAAUGCCUCAGUCGAGGAAUCCCUCGAAGCUUCAAGAGUUGAUGCGCGGUCCUCCAAGAAACGGAAGCGGGUUAGUGCAGACCCUGCGCCAAUCCCUGCCAUCCAAGUGCCAGCUGCGCCGUCAUCUCAUUCUGUCGAUAAGGAGAAAAAGAAGAAGUCCAAGUUCGCUGACAAUGAAACGAUUCCUCCUAUAUCAUAUACCUUUCCCUCCCAGGAAUCUCCUGAAGAUGCUCAUGCAGUUGAGAAACUGGCUUCCAAGCGCGGGAAGAAAAUGGACUUGCACGUCCCGUCGGCUCAGAUUCCUGAAGAGACCUCUGCCAUAGAUGUCACUCAAGUAGAUGUCGCAGGCUAUGGUGGUGAUCCAACCUCUGCCAAGAAAGGCAAGAAAACCACGAAGCAUAUGCGGUCUGUAGGCACUGGCGAAGCUUCUUCCGAUCCUCCGGCUGUGGACAGUUCUACGACAACCGGCGAGGAUUAUCUUGAAGCGCCUCCUGCUCCAAGUGGGGAAUCCACACGGAAGAAGAAAGGCACAAGUACAGAGGCCCUGAAGGAACAGGAGGAAACCAUUGUCAACAUUGCCGCCACUGUCCCACAGCUCGAACUCUCGACAACCAUGCUCACCCCGCCGCGUUCUCUCGACCGCUCGAAAGAAACUCCUGCGCCGUCUUCACUACGACGCCAUUCCUUCUCAUAUCGCUCUGUCUCAUCCCCUCGUCUCCCUGCGGGUUCUGAGAUAUCCGAAGUCGCUGUUGAAAGCAGAGACGAAGGCAGCAGCAAUGAGAGCUCUGACAGCGACAGCGACAUGGACGGCCAAGACUCACCACCCGGCAACCUCGAGUCUCUCCUCUACGCACCCCCAAAGGCGCGCAAGAGCAUCCUUGAUCAGAUCCCUUUGUCCUCCGAGUCGAGCUCCGACAGUGACUCAGACGAGGAAUUACCACACGACGAGGACGCCGACACGGAUGAAGAGGAGAAGAACGACAAGGCCUUCCGACGGAUGUCGCGCAAGUUCAACCGCGAAGCGUCCUCGGAGGACGAGCCACAGCCCGACGCUGAACCUGGCCAGGAGAAUGCCUACAGCGACAACUCCAACGACGAGGAGUCCGCCAGUUCUUCUCUUGUUGUCCCAGAUCCCAAUGAGAGCCUCGACAACGCAGACGCCCGUGAGGUUGAGAACGACAUGCUGCUCAAGAAUAUCUCUGCCAACACCAAAGUCACACGGCGUUCUGAUGGUGACGACUCAGAUGGAGAGCAGCCGAAGGACCAUGCGCACCAGAGCGAUGAGGACGAAGGUGACGACUCCCGGGCCGAGGUCCCAGAGUCCCCCCAGAGUAGGCCCUCAGGACCGUCUGCAGUUGCAGGUGAACCCAAUUCCACGGAGAAUCCAGCAGAGGUUGAUCCUCACUCGCUGCAGCCCGACGCAGUGUUAGCGGCCCUCGAUCAUACCAAGGACGGAGAACCAAGAGAGCUGGAUGAGAUAGAAGAGCCUGCAGUCGUUGCACCCGUACAAGACGAAAGCCUCGAGCAAGCAGAAGAGGACGAAGGGGCGCACGGCGGUGCAGAAGUUGCCUUGGAACCUCACGAAAUGUCUCCUGAUAUCGGUCUACCUGAUCAACCAGUCGAAGAGGACGCCACUAUGGACGCAGGGAUCAUCGUCACCGGACACCACACUGAAGAUCCCAACGACCCCAUCGAGUCCUUCAGCUCCGUGGAUGAGAAGGACACGGGCGACUCCAUUGAGGAGUUCGAGGACGACGAAGAAGACCCCGCUCCCGCUUCCGGGCAGGUCACGCCACCUCUUCCUAGCACUCCCGGCACGGUCCACCGCAUGCGGGAUAGGCAUGGGCAACUCACUCCUAGUCGCCGGAAUUAUGCCUCGCGCCUUUCGCAGCGGGUCCUCGGUGAACUAAAGCUUGCCAAAGAGGACGUCACUCUCAGCGGAAGCGACGGGACUGCCCACGAGAUCAUCGACGAUGGGGACCUGGCUCACGCUUCGGUAGAAGGCCGACCCAUAUCUCCUGAGGAGCCGAUCAAGGACUUUGAAGAAGCUCAAGACGAGCAGGAACCGGAGCAUAAGAAAGAAUUGGAGAACGGGCACGAGCAAGAGAAGGAGCGGGAACAAGAACAAGAGAAGGACCAGGACCAAGAGCAGGGGCGGGAACGGGAAUGGGAACAGGGACAGGAGCAGCGUGAAGACCAGGAGGAGCACGAGGGGCCUGUCGUGCCCGACACCAAUGCCACUCAGCCAGCAGCCGAAACCGCUCCCAACGAGAACCAGAGCGAAAGCGAAGUGGACGCUCCCGAGCGGGUCCCUGAGACCCGCCCUCGCCGCUCUACACGUGCCGUCUCGCGCGUCUCGCUCGACCCCUCCCAGGAGCCGCUGUCACGCCCACUCGCGAAGCGCAAGUACGUCCGCCUCAAGCCGGAGGAAAAGGCACAGCGCGAGGCGGAGAAGCAGGCAGAGCGGGCUCGCAAGGCUGCGGAGCGGGAGGCGAGGCGCCUGGAGAAGGAGGCGGCGAAGGAGGCCAAAGCGUCCACGCGCGGGAGGGGCAGAGGCAGGGGUAGAGGGCGAGGAGCCUCGGCGAGGCCAGUGUCCACUAAGUCUCAGCGUACGGUGGAGGAAGAGGAUGCCGAAGACGAUAAGAAGAGCGAAGAUAACGAGCCUUCACAGGACGGCCCAGCCACCGCAAAAAUCUCGUGGACAGCGCUGCCGUCGACGGAACCGCGGGCGCAGACGGAGUCUGUCGGCGAGAUGUCUAUGAUCGACGAGCUGCAGCCCAGCAGUCCCGAGCCCGUCGUCCCGAGCCAGCCGAAGCGGCGAGGACGUCCCCCCAAAGCGCGACCCGUGCCCGUGCCCGAGCACAUAUCUACCCUGGAAGCCCUCAAAGAGAAUGCGAGAGACGCGCAGAACGACGAGGACGACCCUUUGACCAUGGUCACGCCUAAACCAAAGUCGGGCAGGAAGGAGCCGCUGUUCAUUCCCUCCAGCAGCCAGCAGCAGGAGACGCCGUUCGGCCGCUUCGCACCUGCGGACGCCAGCACGCCGUUCCCAACGAUGGGCUCGCGCGAGGCCGGGCUCAAGCUGCCCAGUCAACCCGCCCGGCAGGGCUGGUACUCCAAAUCGUCAUACCCGUCGCUUUCGAACCUCUCCCAGCAGCUGUUCGCGAACACGCCCAUGUCGCAGUUCUCCUCUCCCAUCCACUUCCCCCAGACCCCACGGCAGAGCCAGAGCGCCGCCAAGCCCAUCGCCGAUGAGAAGGAGGAAGAGGACGACGACGACGACGACUCGUCCUCGAGCAGCGAGUCGGACUCGGACGUCGACGCAGGGAAGAAGGCAUCACACAUCCCACGGAGCAGGCGCGCCGCAGCUGUCCUCUUGUACUUUCCGUCGUCCCCAUUCCACCACCCAUAG
Molecule: messenger RNA, 3693 nt
Organism: Epithele typhae
Lineage: Eukaryota; Fungi; Basidiomycota; Agaricomycetes; Polyporales; Epitheliaceae
Exons: 11
Coding region: 1-3693 (1230 amino acids)
Source: RefSeq, a predicted model, not a curated record